Centropristis striata (black sea bass) is the source of this 4083-nucleotide messenger RNA. Its product is annotated as vesicle-associated membrane protein-associated protein B-like. Gene Ontology annotation, biological process: endoplasmic reticulum membrane organization. The record is from RefSeq and is a predicted model, not a curated record. The coding region runs from base 231 to 983 and encodes 250 amino acids. NCBI's taxonomy places the organism in Eukaryota, Metazoa, Chordata, Actinopteri, Perciformes, Serranidae. Gene Ontology annotation, molecular function: FFAT motif binding. The transcript is spliced from 6 exons. Gene Ontology annotation, cellular component: plasma membrane; endoplasmic reticulum membrane.
UCCGCUGCUAGCAGAGUUAGCAGUAGCCGUUAGCCUCCAGCAGCUGUCGGUGGCAGUCAGUCAGCCAACCAGUCAGUCCGAGUGGUGGUGCAUUUCUAAUCAUCCUCCUCCUCCUCCUUCCCUCCUGUGGACGGCCGGGUUGUUUCUUCGGGAGCCAGCUGCCUCACCUCCUCGGGCUACCUGCGGUAACAUAUAGUUGUCCUCGUGACGACAGGAAGAAGCCCUGGGACAUGGCCAGAGCAGAACAAGUCCUGGUGCUAGAGCCACAACACGAACUGAAGUUCAGAGGCCCUUUUACAGAUGUUGUCACUGCCACUCUGAAGCUCACCAACCCCACAGAUAGAAAUGUGUGUUUCAAAGUCAAGACAACCGCGCCUCGCAGAUACUGUGUGCGCCCAAACAGUGGCAUCAUUGACGCUGGAAGCUCCAUCAAUGUUUCUGUUAUGCUUCAGCCCUUUGAUUAUGACCCCAAUGAAAAGAGUAAACACAAAUUCAUGGUGCAGUCCAUGCUGGCUCCAUACGACAUGACUGACAUGGAAGGAGUUUGGAAGGAGGCAAAGCCUGAAGAGCUGAUGGAUUCAAAGUUGAGAUGUGCGUUUGAGAUGCCUCUAGAAAAUGACAAAACUCAUGAGAGUGAAACCAACCAAACUGUGUAUUCCUCUGCCUCCUCUGUUAAGACUGAGCACUCCACGCUGCCCAAGUCAGCCAGCGCCUCGCUGGAUGACGGAGAGGUGAAGAAGAUCAUGGAGGAGUGCAAGCGGCUGCAGAUGGAGGUGCAGAGGCUACGGGAAGAAAACAAACAGAUCAGGGAGGACGACGGGCUGCGAAAGAGAAAGGUGACCUCAAUGGGCUCUCCUCACUCUCCUUCCUCCUCCACCAUGGCGACCUCAGCCAUGAGGGACGAAGGCCUAAGCACCCGCAUCCUGGCGCUCUGCGUGCUCUUCUUUGUCAUUGGAGUCAUCAUUGGCAAGCUGGCCCUGUAGAGACACAGACAGACAGAGCACAGUGACGGACGGGCGGGCGGACGGACGGGAGGCGUGCUCGGGAGGACACGUGGCAACGGGGAUGUCUUCUGGGUUUAUGUUGGUUUCUCUUUCUUUUCUUUUCUUUUUUUUAACAUUUAAGGCAAUAUCUCGAUGGCUUAUCUUGAUGGAAAGUAAUUUAACGUGUAAAAAAAAAAAAAAAAAAGAGAGAACGAAGGAAGGCGAUCCCAAGUUAAACCAUGUGUGAGAGCGUUCUUGCCACAGGUCUUGCCUUUUUCUUUGUUUGUGAAAUAAUCACCACCUCUGAUCUGUUCUUUCCGUCCAUCCCUUCUUCCUAAAUGAUCUUCCGCAACUUGCACAGGUAACAGUUAGUGGUGUGUGGAAGUGGCUUCAUGCUGGCUGAAUGUCGAAAGUCUUUCAUUGAUUCUUUAUCAAGUCUUCAAGUUCCUCACUCACAUUGUCUCUAAGAAAGAUCUAACACUCCUCUUCUGAUAAUCUCUCUUCCACUUAUUACUGAUAAUCUGCAAGGAGAGGUGAACACAACUGAUCAGUGAAAGACUUUUUUCUAGAUUCAAACUUAAUGUAUUGUCUUCUAAAGUGUGAUUGCGUGCGUGUGUGUGUCUUCUUGAUUUUGCCUCCUGCAGGAGGGCUGAUAUGAUUGUGUGUGGAUGUUUUUAUGUGAGGAGACCACAAAUGGUGAAAUCACAGGCUGUUUCAGAGCGAAGGAAGAGGGGUGGUUUGACAACAUAACUGUCAUCUGAACAGGUUUCCUGUGCACAACAGAAAAAUGGGGGUCUUUGUUUAAAAUCAGAUUAGAACUUGAUCAUUUUUGUUGCUGACCAGACCAAGGAAUUAGUAGAAAUCCAACAAAUCGAUUUUUUUUGUCCAAUUAUAACCUGGUAAAAUUGAGAUUAGGAUUAAAAAAAAAAUCUGCUGCAUGGUGAUCUAUUUUUAAAAAUAACAUCAGAUUUUCCCAGAUAACUAUUUUAUUUUCUUGAUUAUUUUCUUCCAUUGGACAAAAACAACAAUCUCCCCUCCUUAAAGCAAUGAACUUGUCAUGCAAAAACCAACUUGAACAUUUUCAAUAUAUAACAUACAGUAUGUAACAAUAGCUUUGGCCACCUUGUUUAAUUUUGCCCAUGGAGUAUUGUAUUUGCGUCCUCUAGUGUAUUACAGCAGUUGUUUGCUUUUUUUUUUUGUUCUUAUAUUCUCAUGUAGUCACAAUGCUUCUGUUGUUUAUAAUAUUCAAAAAAUGCACUAUAUUCAAGUGUCCACUCUGCAGUCUGCAUGAAAUGACCUGGAAUUUAUUAUUAUGAUUAUUAUUAUUUUUUGAGUGUUGAAGUUAUAUUGGCAAAAAAAAAAAAUCUGUCUUCUCAAAAGGGACCAUCUUGAGUCUGGUUUAUCAGUUUGUGUGUGUUUUGUUUCUUUUCGAUUAUCUUUUCCUUUUGUUCCGUGUUGGGCUCUGGUGUUCGUGUGAUAACUGAGACAACACAGCUGUAUUAUCUCGGCUGUCACAUGACCAUCCAAGCAGGUGGUUGAAGGGAAAAAAAGAUUAAAUAUCUGUAUUUUUUUGUUGCCGGAGGGAGCUCGGGGAGCAGAGAAGUGGGAAUGUGGGUGGCUGGGAGGAGGACUGACCUGUGAAUACACACUACAUUAAAGAAAAGAGAAAAAAAAAAGGCAUCAGCGCUUCAGACCACACAUGCAAAGAACCAGUCACACAACAAUGUAAUCACACAGUAAUUGGAUACUCUUUUGUAUGUACAUAAAAAUAAAGACUUAAAAAGAUAACUGGCAAAGUUAUUAACAUACUGUAGUAAAGGAAGAAAAUAAUUAAACAAUCACCAUGGAUCAUGUAGCAUCAUAAUGAAUUAAAAUGCAUAAACCCCCAACUGUCUGCUUCUGUGAAAAGUUUACUCUUUUUUUUAUCAUUUAAAUUUGAAAAAGAGAUUGUAUGUGUGUGAGAGAGACUUAUAUAAAAAAAAAAAGAAUUCAUAAAAAUCAUUCAAACUGCUCUCUUAAUGGCUUAAAAGAGCACUCCGUCAAUCAUACACAUGAAAAUCAGUUAACUCUUACUGUGAAAACAGUCUUCAGCAAACAUGUCUUUGAGGGAUCUAGAGAGAGUGGAUCAUCAUAUUCAGGGGCCUCCUUUACAAGUGGUAGUGAGGGGUUACAAUGUGGCCAUAUACCAGGCAGGGAAGGACCAAAGAAAAGAUGAUACCAGUUUCCUUGUUGGAAUUCUAUAAGCCAUGCAAGUGAGUAAAACUCAUGACAUAAUGUCUUCUGACGUUUGGCUGGUUUUGCAGAUUUGAAGUGCUUAGAAUUCCCCUUUAAAACCUUAUAGAUAAAGGCCUAUGAGGUGACGUGACAGUCAGUGGUUUGGUUGAGGCCACAGUUUUGACAGUGAACCUGCUGCAAGGCCUUUCACCAAGAAAUUUAAGGAUAACAUGCAGAUUUGAUUUGAUUACAGUCAUGGAAAAAAAUAUUAUCCCUUUUUUUCUUCAGUUUCUUGUUAAUUUUAAUGUCUGGUACAUUUGUUUGGACAAAUAUAAUAACAACAAAAAUAGCUCAUAAGAGUUUAAUUUAAGAGCUGCUUUCUAGUCAUUUUCCAUGGUUUUCUUCAGCUCUUUUUGUUAUAUCUGUCCAAACAACUGUACCUUAUGUUGUACCAGGCAUUAAAAUGUACAAGAAAUUGAAGAAAACAAGGGGUGGUCUAAUAUUUUUUCCAUGACUGAAUUUGUCAUUGCUUAUCACCACACAACAAAAUUAAGAUGACAUAAAUCACUCACUUAGCAGCAUAAGAAAGGAAGAUAAAAAAGUGUCAUUAAAGUGCAUAUCAACUCAGUAAAGUUCAGUCCAGCUUAGCUUAGCCUGUGAGCAACUCACUUAUGCCCCUGGGAAAGAAGCUAUAUUUCAUGCGGUAGUCCGUGCCCUCAGCUCAUGACCCUAUAUAAUAUAUAAAUUCUACCUUUGGCAAAGCUCAACCUGAAACCAUGAUCCCAGGUUUUCUGAUAUGACAUUACAAACAAUAUGGUAAUUUGCUCCCAAACUUGUUAUUUACAUUUUGUACAACAAUAAUAAUAAAAAAAACAACAACAACAAC